This is a messenger RNA of Brassica napus (rape), 1857 nucleotides long. Its product is annotated as general transcription factor 3C polypeptide 5-like. The record is from RefSeq and is a predicted model, not a curated record. Gene Ontology annotation, cellular component: transcription factor TFIIIC complex. Bases 178 to 1578 code for a protein of 466 amino acids. Gene Ontology annotation, biological process: transcription initiation at RNA polymerase III promoter. The transcript is spliced from 13 exons. Lineage: Eukaryota; Viridiplantae; Streptophyta; Magnoliopsida; Brassicales; Brassicaceae.
CACCCCGUUUAACAAUUCGCCACAAAGGCAGGAGGCAAGAAAGCUCCGGCGAUUCCUUCUCCUUCCGGCGCUCUCCAACUACUUCCCGCUCCGUUCAACCGUCUGAUCCGUCUCAAUUUCGAGAUCCAUUCCGAUCCGUAACCGCCAAUUCUGCAAGUUGAGAUUUGGAGAGAAACGAUGGGAAUCAUAGAAACUGGAACCGUAUCAGGUAACUUGCCGAGCAAGGAGACGUUUGUAGUGCACUACCCUGGUUAUCCAUCUUCUAUCUCCAGAGACCUAGAGACUCUUGGAGGAAUCCAAGGGAUCACAACGGCAAGAGAGUCAACGUCAAACAAGCUUGAGCUGCAUUUUCGCCCUGAAGAUCCUUAUGCACAUCCUGCCUGGGGAGAGAGACGUCCUUGUAAUGGUUUUCUGUUGAAAAUUUAUAAGGAGGAUGUUAAGAGAGUUCCUGAAACUCAACCUGUUCUUGCCACUAGCGGUGCUUGCCCAGCUCUGUGUGCUGAUAUUGUAGCUCGUGUGUCUGAAUCGUAUUGCUUCGAUGGCAUGGUGGACUACCAGCAUGUUAUUCCUAUUCACGCGGAUGUUGCACAUCAGAGGAAGAGGAAAUGGAUGGAGGUGAAGCCGCUUGCAGGAAACGAUGAUCUCAUGGACAUGGCUGAUGAAGAUGUAAUGAUGUUAUUGCCACAGUUCUUUGCACCCAAAGAUAUGCCAGACAACUUGGUGCUGAAACUUCCAGGAACAUCGGGCCCCAAAAAGAAAGAUGAGGCACCAACUCAGAACCUUUGCGAGGACGAUAUUGGCCCAGUAUUUGCAAUUGAUUUCAGUGUCAAAGAGAUCCCAAAGGUAUUAAACUGGGAAGACUUCAUUGUUCCCAGCUCCGACCAAUGGCAAUGGCAAGUAGCAGUGUCUGCAUUGUUUGACGAGCGACCUGUGUGGACAAGAGAUUCCAUAGUCCAACGAUUACAUGAUAAAGGUCUUAAAUGCACACAUCACAUGCUAAACAGGUUUCUUCUUCGGUCUGCAUAUUAUUUGUCGGGUGGUCCUUUUCUUAGGUUCUGGAUGUUAUUGCCGCAGUUCUUUGCACCCAAAGAUAUGCGAGACAACUUGGUGCUGAAACUUCCAGGAACAUCAGGCCCGAAAAAGAAAGAGGAGGCACCAACUCAGAACCUUUGUGAGGAUGAUAUUGGCCCAGUAUUUGCAAUUGAUUUCAGUGUCAAAGAGAUCCCAAAGGUAUUAAACUGGGAAGACUUCAUUGUUCCCAGCUCCGACCAAUGGCAAUGGCAAGUAGCGGUGUCUGCACUGUUUGACGAGCGACCUGUGUGGACAAGAGAUUCCAUAGUCCAACGACUACUUGAUAAAGGUCUUAAAUGCACACAUCACAUGCUAAACAGGUUUCUUCUUCGGUCUGCAUAUUAUUUCUCGGGUGGUCCUUUUCUUUCUUUCAUGUCUUCAACAAUCUUAUUUUCUACACAUCAGUACAAGAAUGUUCGGAAAGAUCAUAUGUCUUGCAUAUGUUGUAGUCAUUUAUUCUUAAAUUUACUAGAACAGAAAAAAAAAAUCCAAGUAGGAUGUUCUUGAAAACUUACCAGCUGUGUCUUGAAUAGGAAAUGUUAUCCGUUGAAGAAGAUCCCAACUGUCUUCAAAAGUUAGGCAUCCUGGCUUGAAGGUGGCACAUUUUUUAUCUGCAAGUAAUGCCACGUCCUCACUGCGAGAAGUAAGUAAAACCUUCCAUCCUGAAAUACAUUAAAUAUUUUUGUUGUAUUACUAAGAUUUGAUCUUCUGUCUAAUGAAAUAAAAGUUGUAAUAUUUUCUUUAAACACUGAAAAGGUUAAUAAUGUAUGUGUAACAUAAGGAGAA